CCCAACCGAGUCGUCCCGCAUCAGACGGACCCUUCCCAUUCCCCGUUCCCCACCGCCACCUAAACCCUAGCUGCGAGCGAUGGCCCGCAAGCGCCGUGCGCCGCCGCCGCCGCCGCCGCCGCCUCCUCCGCCGCCGCAGGAGGAGUCGUCCUCCGAGGAAUCUGGCUCCGAAGAGUUGGAGGAGACUCCUCGCCUCCCCGCGCACCGUAGGUCCGCGCAGGCCGCGGCCAACAACGCCGACUCGUCGGAGGCGGGUUCGGAAUCCGACACCGAUGUCCAAGCGUUCCAGAUGCGGCAGGUGCCCCGCUCCUCCACCAAGCAUUCGCACCCGGCGCCCCAGCCGGAAUCCGGUGGCGAAGAGGAGGAGGAGGGCGAGUCGUCGGAGUCGGAGCCCGAGAACCCGGUGCCUGUGGUUCAGAAGAAGAGGCCCGCCUCGGAUCCUGCUCCUACCGGGAAGGCGAAAAGGGCCAAGGCCGGGGAGGAGAAGGCUGUGGCGGGGGCUGAGGCUUCCCCUCCUCCUGCUAAGGCGAAGAAGGGCAAGGCCGAGCUAGAGAAGCCGGCGCCUGAGGCCAGUCCAGCAGGAAAGGCAAAGAAGGGCAAAGCUGAGCUAGAGAAACCGGCGCCUGAUGCCAGUCCAGCAGGAAAGGCGAAGAAGGGCAAGGCAGAGAAGGCAGCUCCUGAGGCCACACCCACAGGCCUUGUGCGCUGGGGGAAAGAUGAUGAGAAGAAGAUCUUGGAGGCCCUUGCGGCGCAUGUCAAGAGUGAGGGCGUGCUGCCAAAGACUGAUUUACUUCUUGCUAGUGUUCGUGACCGCCUUGUCAGGAAGAGCUGCACCUACUCAGAUAUCUAUGAGAAGGUGCGAAGGCUAAAGGACCGGUACGAGAAAGCAGUGAGCACGGGCAUUGUGCCAAGUACACCAGAUGGACUCCAGAUGUAUAAUCUCUCAGAAGAAGUCUGGGGAGAGAAAGCAAGGGAGGCUGCUGCUGCUGUUACGUCUCAGAAGGGUGGUGCUGUUACAAAGGGUAAGAAGGGGCAGGCUAACAAAGAGAAGAUGGAUGGAAAUGCAAAGGGCGGUGUGGCAAAGGAGGCUGCCCCCAGUACUGCCAAUCAAUGUGGUGAUUCUCAGCAAGGAAGUAAGAAGGGGCAGCCCAGGUUGUCAGAGGAGGCUACCACCACUGCCUACCCAAGGAAGAGUAAGAAGCAGGAAAGUCACAAUGAGGAAUUGAACAAAGAUGGUGGUCAUCUGGCCAAGGGCAAGAAGGGGAAAACUGACAAAGGGAAGAUGGACAGAGAUACAGACAGUGUGACACCAGAGGAAACCAUAAAUGCAAAUCAGAAUGGUGGCACUCUGAUUAGGGAUAAGGAAGGAGAAAUAAAGGACCAGGAAACAGAAGGAGAUGCUAAUGUGCAAGGUGUGCGCAGAGGUUUUGAUGAACUGCAGAAGUUGUAUUCCAACCUUGCUGUUUAUGUGGAGGAGAUUGAGGCCCAUCAUCCAUGUGGGGAGACUCUGAAGAGAGCAUUUGGAUCCAUUGCUGAUGAGAGGGCAGAAGGUCUGGAAUCCAAGAUCAAGAAGCAAAGAGUAGCAGAGGCGAAGGCGAAGGUCCGUCAAGGGGACAUAAAGAAGGAGGUUCUUAAUUUGUUGCUCAGCUUAGUGGACUAAGCCUUUCUGGAUUAAUGUGAUGGCGGAUAGAAGAUUCAAUCUACAAAAGGCGAUUUGUUUUGAAUUUAUGGGUGAGAUGCGAGCAGUGGGCAUCUUUUGCAAUUUCAUGGGGGCGAGGAUUAGUGUCUUCUAAGCUACUUAAGCUGUCGAUCCUGCUAAUCCAUUUGAGCUAGUAUUUGACUUGAGCAUGUGUACUUAAUGGGGUGCUAAAUUCUUGGAAUUUCCUUUUAUUGAGUUUUAACUUGAAGUAUCUAUGUUAGAUCCAGCACUCCAGUUAGUGAUGCAAGUAGUUUUGUUCUGUUACUGUUCACUAGUAGAAUUUUCUGUUUUUAGUGCAGUUUUGGAUCAGUUAUCUGGGUACUGUGGUUUGUGGCUGGAGUCACAACUGAGAACUGAAUAUGCGUCAGGAGUUUUCAAACCAGUUUGCUUGAAUAGAUCUGCGGUUGAUUGCCAUGCAAAUCUGGUUGGUCGAUAUUCUA
Molecule: messenger RNA, 2139 nt
Organism: Sorghum bicolor (sorghum)
Lineage: Eukaryota; Viridiplantae; Streptophyta; Magnoliopsida; Poales; Poaceae
Product: hepatoma-derived growth factor-related protein 2
Exons: 2
Coding region: 80-1660 (526 amino acids)
Biological process (GO): regulation of DNA-templated transcription
Cellular component (GO): nucleus
Source: RefSeq, a predicted model, not a curated record